Messenger RNA from Colletotrichum acutatum, 927 nucleotides. RefSeq names its product C2H2 type zinc-finger-domain-containing protein. Gene Ontology annotation, cellular component: preribosome, large subunit precursor. Lineage: Eukaryota; Fungi; Ascomycota; Sordariomycetes; Glomerellales; Glomerellaceae. The transcript has a single exon. The record is from RefSeq and is a predicted model, not a curated record. Gene Ontology annotation, biological process: ribosomal large subunit biogenesis. Bases 1 to 927 code for a protein of 308 amino acids.
AUGGACUCGCUCUCAGAUCAGAAUAACAACAACAUACUAUAUUGCCCGAAAGAGUUAAUUGACUCUCACAACGCGGCCAUGCAACUAUUCAUUUCUGGACAGUGCCUGUUCUGCCCCAAUCUCUCACCAGACUUCCUUGUCAGUGUAGCUCACAUGCAAAGGUCACACGGCCUCUUUAUCCCACAUCGGCAACAUCUAGUCGUCGACCUGGAAACACUCUUCAAGUACUUACACUUAGUCAUAUUCGAAUACCGGGAAUGUCUGCAUUGCGGGACAGAGAGGACAACGGUGCAAGCUGUGCAACAGCACAUGAUCGGCAAAGGUCACUGCAGGUUUGACCCAGCAGACCAAGACUCCGAAUUUGCCGACUUUUACGACUUUACUUUCUCAGAGGCGGCAGACAAUGAAGUGAGUGCCUUUGAGAGCGACGAAGAGGAGUGCGAUAUGCAGAACGCGCCAGCAAGUCCAAGUCGACAGCCGCUACAGGUUGAUGAAGACUCUCUUCGGUUGCCGUCGGGCAAGAUCAUAUCCAAGCGGUCCUCGGAACAAACGGGAUUGUCUAUCAAUCACCUAAGACGUCGAAUGCGAAUCCCACCUUCACAGCUAGAAUAUGCCCGGGUAAAAUCCGAUGAAGAGGAGUUCAGCGAGGACCCGCUGCAUCCUGGUGGGACACAGGCACUGUCGAAGAGAGAAAAGCGAGAGAAGGCAGUGAUUACAAAACAGCUAGCAAGCAUGCGGGCGGAUGAUCGAAGUGCCUUGAUGCACUUAUCUGCGUCGGAGCAGCGAUCGCUGCUGGCAGUGCAGUACAGGAACGAGGAAAAGAUACAGAAGGAGAAACGGCGCCGGCAGGGGAAGAUUGAUCGGAAGGGGAACAAGAACUUGUACGCGUACUGGAACACAGAAACACCUGUCUACCAGUGUGGAUAG